This is a messenger RNA of Pogoniulus pusillus (Red-fronted tinkerbird), 8182 nucleotides long. It is a transcript of the gene CNST, whose product is annotated as consortin, connexin sorting protein. Gene Ontology annotation, biological process: positive regulation of Golgi to plasma membrane protein transport. The coding region runs from base 225 to 2372 and encodes 715 amino acids. The transcript has 11 exons. Gene Ontology annotation, molecular function: connexin binding. Gene Ontology annotation, cellular component: transport vesicle; trans-Golgi network; plasma membrane. NCBI's taxonomy places the organism in Eukaryota, Metazoa, Chordata, Aves, Piciformes, Lybiidae. The record is from RefSeq and is a predicted model, not a curated record.
UCUAGCGAUCUUCCGCUCUAUCGUCGGAGGUCUCUCGUCCCGCCGUCUUCUCUAUGGUGCCAGCCCUGCACCGCCAGGAGCCUGCGGCAGCAGCGGCGCGGCAGGACCACCCUCCUCAUCUUCACGCCAUGCCGGGUGGCGGGUCCCGGCCGCCCGAGCCCCAGUGGAGCUGAGGUCUAAAAAUACUUUGAGGGAGAUUAAGCAGUUCAACAAGCGACGCGCUAAUGGAUGACAGAGAAUUUCCACCAAAUGAUGUACAAAUAGACUCAAAGGACACUCUUCCUGCUGACUAUAGGGUAGAAAGUUUGGCAUCUCAUUUGGUUUCUUCAGCUGAUGAAAAUGAAAAUCAACUUGACAGCGAUGGGAAUGAGGUUCUGACCAAUAUUGCUAUGGGACAACAGGAUAAAGGCAAGCAGGACAGCAUCAAUAAUAAUGAGAAUAUGGACAUUGGAGACUGUACCCAGAGCUGUAAGGAAAGUGAGACUGAGAGGAUGUCUGUAAAUGUCCAUAUGGACACCCAGCUGGAGGAAAAGCCUACUACAGAAAAACAGACAGGUGGAAAAAGAAGUCCAAGAAGCAGAAGAAGCUCCACUAAAAAAUCUAAAGGAGUUGUUACAGUGGGAACCACAGCAAUCAACGAGGAAAAUACUCUUAUUAGAGAUACAGAUUCUGUGCAUGGUGAAAAUGCUGUUGAAGCAAAUGAAAGCUUUGACCAAAGAGAACAAAAGCAAACGUUGCAGUCUCUUUUCUCUUUGCUCCGUGAGGAGGUCGAGCAGAUGGAUUCAAAGAUACUUCCCCUGUGUCUCCAUCAGAUAGCUGAGACCUAUUUUCAAGAGGAGGAAUAUGAGAAGGCAAUGAAGUUCAUUCAGCUUGAACGACUGUACCAUGAGCAGCUGCUUGCAAAUCUUUCUUCCAUACAGGAGCAGUGGGAAAGAAAAUGGAAAACAGCAGUUCCUAGUCCAGUAACAACAGUGAGGAAUUCAGCUAAAGAACUGAGCGUUGAAGAGCUGGAAAAGCUUACUAGAAUGUGCUCUUCACAUCAACAGCCCCAGGCAUCCAAAAAUAAGCUAGUAGCUGCAGAAAAUACACGGGAAAGCAGUUAUUUGCUUCAGCUAACGGAAUCAAAAAGUUUAAAGGAAAGAGAAGCAACUGCUUUGAAGUCAGGUACUGAAACUUGUCCUGGCAGUGGACCAAAGAAAGAAGAUAAACAGCUGAGCACGAGUUCUCUAGGUGAGAACAGACUCGAGAGACGGACAGAGGCAGCAAGCCUUUGGGUCGCUGCAGGAAAAGACCACAUGGAGGAGCAGCACUGCAGUGCUGAAUCAACAUUGGAGCCACACACCCAGUCCACAGGGACUGUGGGCCGGCCUUCUUCAGGCUGUUUAUCAUUUGGGAAUGCCGGUAAAGAUAACAGUUUGCAGCUAAGGGAAAGACAGCUCCCUAAGGAUGCGGAAAAAAUAGAAGGCACAGCUGGGAAGCCUGGACUGAAACUGCCUCCUGAGCCAAUGGUAGAGGCACUGGUUUUAACAGAUGCUGAUUUUAUGCCUGCUGAUUUGCUUCCUGCUGAUAAAGAUGUGCAAGCUGACGGAAGUCUGCUCAGAUCAAAACAUGCUCCUGGCUCUUCAGAAACUGCUAGUGGCCAGCUUGGAGAUAGUGAUUUGAAGCAGCAACAGAAACAGCAUGAUGAUGAUGAAAAGCCUUUACAGAACAGGACUGUAUCAAAUGUAUGCUCUGGGUGCAAUGAAGUGUCAGAGCAUGAAUGUACUGCUCAUUCACAAUUAUGCCAGGAAAUACAGAGAACAACAGGUCAGGAGAAGAAGGUAAAUAAUGAAGAACAAGAAGAUUUAUUUCUCAGAUUUUUAAAUGGUACCAUAGUAGACACUGAAGAAUCAUUUGAAAACCAAAAGGACUUUGACACUAUUCCAGAUAUUUCACCUGAACGAGCAUCUUACAGCUCACUGGAAGCUUUAUCACUAGAUGACAGCUUUUCUUCUCUUGAUGAACUUGCAAGCAGGAUAGAGAUUGCAGAGAUUGCCCCAGCAGAAGGAUUGGUGUCUAUACUAAAGAAGAGAGAUGACAGGGAAGGAAAGCCAGUUGCUCAAGUCCAGCAAAGGCAAACAAAGAGAAGAGUGCGAUUCCAAGAGACGGAAGACACAUUGGAUCAAGAUGAAGUGGCGGGUGGAUCCUGUAUCUUGCUGAUCCUGCUGUGCAUAGCAACUGUUUUCCUUAGCAUUGGAGGAACUGCACUGUACUGCACCUUUGGUGACAUGGAAUCCCCUGUGUGUACUGAUUUUGCAGCCAAUAUGGAUUUCUAUUACACCCAGAUACUGCAUCGUAUGGAAGAACUUAAACACUGGAUAGCCUUCUCGUAAUUGGAAUGGGCAGAAACAGCACACUGAGAGGUCACCAAUGCUUACCUGAGAGGGUAGAAAAAAAUUCUGAUUUCAGGUUCUCCAAAUUUGCCACCUGAUGGUGUACUUAUGCUCUUACUUAGAAAUCAAGAAAAUUAUAGUUUAGCAAUCAGGUGGCAAAGUGUUCACAUCUUAAGCUGUAGCAGUGUGGUAAGGAAGAAUAAAAAGUUCUUCUCUUCACCCUUUUGAGCGUAGGCAAGUAGCUUUUUGGCAGCUUGAGAAAGCAAAGAAGAAAGAAGAAAAUUGACUGUCUUCUGUUUGCUCUCCCAUUGCCAUGCAUCGUGUAAGCAAUCUCUGGAAGCUUGUUAAAAGGACAGCUUUAAUUUACACCUGUUUGUGCAAAGGUGUUGCCUCCAGCUAUCAUGCAAUAAGUCUGUGUUUUAUGGAAACAUUCUUUUUCUUCUAUGUCUUUCUGCUUUUCUCCAUUUUAUUUCUCCUGGUGAGCCGUGUAAUUAUUUGGGUGGAGUGAGAAGAGUGCAGCAGCAUUUACAGAGCCCCCAUUUGGUGAUUAACAGGCUGACCCCGUAUCUUGCAACUUUUGGUGGAUACCAUGAGUGGGAUAAAUCUGCUGGCAGAUUUCACUAAAUUUCCUGGAACUUUACUCUGUUUUGUGGGCUGGUUUUGAAGUGAAGGGUUAAAAAAGAAAGACAUCAUUGGUCUCACUAAACACAGAAACAAAAGUAAAAUGUUUAGUAACUUACUUGUGUUAAACAGUAAAGUGGCUUUGGCCAAUUUUAAAGCACCUGGAAGCAGGUGUGGGGGUAACUGGUUUGUCUUUUCAGCUAUCACUGACUUGCAGUAAUCACUUUGUGCCUCAGUUUCUCCUCCAUAAAUGGGGAAUAAUGAUCCUUGCCUUUGUCUGUGAAUAUUUAUUGCAGUUAGGGUUUUUGUCUGAUUCAUCCCAGAUGAGUACACAGGAUCGCUGAACUGUGUGGCUGCAGCCUCUCUCAGUAAGCAAAUGCUUAUGUAAAAGUGGGACACGUCCAUGAGAAGAGAUUCAGAGGCUCACUGCUGAUCUGCAACAUGUUAGUAGCCCAGGGCACUCACUCCAGCAGAUAAAGCACAUUUGCAUCUAUUUGCUUUGUGUUUCUGUAUUGUAAAAUCUGUAAUUUUUCUAUCAACUUAUACAAACAAAGGUAAAUCAGGUCAAAGAGUCCUUUUAAAUGGUUAUUUCUAUUACUUGGUGCUCAGCCCCUCUUUGUGUGGUAUGUGAGAGGAAUACUGACAUGACUGUGAAGGUGAGAAUGAGAUACACAGGCCUUUGUCCCACACUCUGGUCAAAUCUGGCAACUGUCCUUGCACAGAGCACAACGACCUAGCCCUGCUGAUGGUGUUAGUGUGAAACAACUCCACGCCUCCAGAAAGAGAAAGUUUGAGAAGUCCACUCCACACCAUGAUUUCCUGCUUACUAAUGCUGUAUGAGGCAGUGUGUUCAGGUUAGAAUAUUAUUUUGUAAAAUACUAUGAAAUGAAAUGAAAUCUUUGAGAUAACUGCUCAGAAUUCUAAGAGUAAGUGAUCAUGCUUUCUGCCAUUUGCAAGCAAAUUGUCCCUCAAGUGAGCUUGAUUGUUCCUAAUGCACUGUUAUACUUAACAGGUUUUUAAAGUGGAAGUUAAAAUCACUUUUUUUUUCCUUUUUCCUACAAUAAAUUGCAUGUAUGAUUUAUUUUUGUUCAUUUUCACUGUGAAAGCUUAGUUUAUUUAUACCUUAGGGAGCCUCAUGUGCAGCUUUAUAUUAAACUGGCAAAUUUUAAAUGCCCAAAUGAAUGAAAACUGUUGCUUUUUCAGAAUGACAUUUGAGAAUGCUAGUUUGGUAUAUUUUUUUUGUUGUCCUCAGAGUAUUUUAAUGUUGGGCUAAUCUAAAGGAGAAAGGGAGAGACACUUUUCUAUUUUAAAGUGUUACUGGCUGGUUCAGUUUAUUAUUUGAAGUCUGGGUUUGCUUAUUUAUUCAGUUUUUUCCUUUAAGAAUAAUCUCUCUCCUUUUUUUUUUGGUAAUUUCCAGAGUUAUUAAAAAGCAUGCAUUCAGUUUAAAUAUGUAUUUAUAGUGACUGUGUAGUAGAAUAUAUUUUGGGGGUUUGUAACUUUGCAUUGAGUGUUUCAGGAUAUUAAGGUUAUUCCUAAAGAGAAAACUGUUCAUUUCAGCUUAAAAAUCUUAAGUUUUUGUGCACUUCAUCACCAAAAAAAAGUCAAGAGGUAUAUAUAUAUAUAUAUUUAUAUAUAUAUAGAACUAUUUAUUCAGAAGUAUAUCAGAUGUGGACAUCAAAGGUCCUCUACUUCUAGGUUCAUUUAAUUAAAACUAUUUUAAAUUAAUUAUUUUAUUUAUAACUGUAAAGCUAUUUAAAGUCAAAGCAAUUUUUAAUGAGCAAUUCAGUUUAAAAUUGGUGGUCCAAAUCCUGGUAGGUCUGCUUUGUGCUAUAUUCCCACUGCAAAGACUGACCAGUAUCAGCAGAAUUGCCUACAAGAAGAUCAUGAAGAGGUUGAGUACCACUUUACCAACAUACCUGAUGAAGAAUGAGUGGUUUGGCAUUCUGUGUAACUCAACUAUUUACACUUGUGCUGUAACCUGGAGCAUCUCUCCAGCCUUCCCAGCCUAUACCAUUGUACCAUGCCUGCAAAGUCUCUUAGGAUUUGAAGGAGCAGAAGGGAUCCAUAUGCACAGGCUGCCCAGCUCCUGAUCUGAGCUGCUCACUCCUCAGUUGCAACUGAGUGGUUGAAUCUGGAUCUAAUUUCUGUUGGCAUUCCUUUAUAGAAAGUUGCUGGUACUAAUUCUUGCUUUGUGUGACAGUUCUGUUAGUGCAAAUAUUUUGUGUGGUAGUGCAUCAUCAAACUUAGAGCAAGCAAGGUAACAAAUCUGGUUUGUGUUGAGAGAGUGUGCAGGUAGGCCUAAUGUUGGCCUUCCUAUGUGCUCUUUUCUCUUUGUGGUGAUACUGCUUCUGCCUGGGUGAGCUGAGGGGUUGGGAUCUUACAGUCAGGGAAAUCCAGGCUAAAAGAAGUAGUUGAUUUGAACAGUUACUCCUCUUAUGAGUAUUUUGAUAUAAAAUAAUACUGAGCAACAGCUAAUAUUAUUAUUAGGAGGAAGAAAGCAGAGGGGGAAAACUUUGUGCACUUUAACCCCAUUUGUGUCAUAAGGUUUAACUCUUGUUUCCUACCACUAUCCUUAUAGCUCACCUGCUUAAUAGCAGGGGAAACAUCUGACACCAGUAUAAACCCAUUUGUAGUUGGUAGGAAAACUGAGGGAAUGAUUCCAUACUUGACUGAUAGCUAAGAGCAAUUUAUUAAAAUAAGACUGGAUUUCAGGCUAACAGUGAACCUUCAAAGAAGUUGUGGUCACUAAAUCACCUGCAGCACUCCACUAGGAACACCCCACCCCCCUUCCAGUUUACUCUUUGAGCAUAAUUAUUUUGUAGAGAUUCUCACAAUAAAACAAAACCAACCAGACUUUUGAUGUAGAUUGUUGUGGCCAGGAUUGUGCAGGGUUCUGCACUUUGGCCACAACAACCCCAAGCAGCACUACAGGCUGGGAACAGAGUGGCUGGAAAGCAGCCAGGAAGAAAGGGACCUGGGGGUACUGGUAGAUGGUAGGCUGAAGAUGAGCCAGCAGUGUGCCCAGGUGGCCAAGAGAGCCAAUGGCAUCGUGGCCUGUAUCAGGAACAGUGUGGCCAGUAGGACAAGGGAGGUUAUUCUUCCCCUGUACUCAACACUGGUCAGGCCACACCUUGAGUGCUGUGUCCAGUUCUGGGCUCCUCAAUUCAAGAGAGAUGUUGAGGUGCUGGAAGGUGUCCAGAGAAGGGUGACAAAGCUGUUGAGGGGCCUGGAACAUAAACCCUAUGAGGAGAGGCUGAGGGAGCUGGGGGUGUUUUAGCCUGGAGAAGAGGAGGCUCAGGGGGGACCUCAUUGCUGUCUACAACUACCUGAAGGGAGGUUGUAGCCAGGUGGGGGUUGGUCUCUUCUGCCAGGCAACCAGCAAUAGAACAAGGGGACACAGUCUCAAGUUGUGCCGGGGGAGCUCUAGGCUGGAUGUUAGGAGGGAGUUCUUCCCAGAGAGAGUGAUUGGCAUUGGAAUGGGCUGCCCAGGGAGGUGGUGGAGUCACCAUCCCUGGAGAUGUUCAAGAAAAGCCUGGAUGAGGCACUUAGAGACAUGGUCUAGUUGACUGGCUAGGGCUGGGUGCUAGGUUGGACUGGGUGAUCUUGGAGGUCUCUUCCAUUCUGGCUGAUUCUAUGAUUCAGCAUAGGCUGCCAAGUAGAGCUUUCUGAUGACAUAAUUGUUACAACACCCUUACACCAAGUAACAGACUACCCCAAGAAAGGCAUUGUGCUGUAGCAUAUCCAUGCUUUACCACAGGCUUGUUUUCACAACACUGCCAGUAAGGAAGCAGACAGUCCACAGCCCAGAUACGCCAGCAGAAGUUUGUCACCCAGACACAGCCCAUGAUUAAAAGCUUUUGCAACAGUUUUGCUUUUGUACUUUGAAAACACAUAGCCCUGGUCACAGCAGUCCAAGGAAAAGGGGGAAAUCUUGUUGAGGGUUUUCAGGAGUAAAGGGCUAUUUUUCUAAUAAGCAGAGGAGAUUGGAAAUGCAGAUUCUUCUGUGGCUCAAUAACCUAAAGGGAUGUUACCCUUCCAAGAAAACAUUUGCCUACUUUGUACUGUAAUGUAAAACCAAAACCAUCUGAAAGGACUAGCAACUAUUUGUAAUAAAUUGAACUUAAGCAUCCUUUAGCAAAAGGAGUAAAUAACUGUGUUUGAAACCAUCACCCAAGCUUGUAAUUUAAAUACUGUAGCAAAAAAAAUUCAAAUAAAAACUGUCCCAAAGAAAAUAAAUGAACCUUUUUUUUUUUGGGUACUGUGAUUUCUACAUGUAUAAAAGAGACUGGGAAUAUGUUCUGUGAAAUUCAAGUAAAUGAGCAGUACUUCCAAUAAAAAUUUCAUGGUCAAACCCAAACCAAAAUGGAAAAUUAGUAUCAAAUAAAUUAAGGUUUGAUGGUGUAGUUUUUCCUGGGUGGAUUGGUUUGUCUUUAAUAGCUAAACAAAACUUCCACACAAACCCUGAUUUCUUCAGAUAGGUAGGUUUAAAAUACUAGGGAGGUGGUGGAGUCACCAUCCCUGGAGAUGUUCAAGAAGAGACUGGAUAAGGCACUUGGUACCAUGGUCUAGUUGACUGGAUAGGGCUGGAGGAGAGGUUGGACUGGAUGAUCUUGGAGGUCUCUUCCAACCUGGUUGAUUCUAUGAUUCUAAGCUUGCCACAUGCUGAGAAUCCUCAUGCUUGUACAGCUUAAUAGUUCUGGCAUUUCUGUCUGAGUCUUUAAGUUGGUAGACAGUCUCUGAGCCCAUGAGAGUAGCAAGAAUAUUUUCACACUACUUUUCCUGAGCUAGCUGAAUUCAGUGCACUAAAGGAGGGCUUGCAGAAAAGAAGAGAGCAAAAGGUUUUAAUCACAGAGGAUCUAUACAGUUCUUUUCAGUAAGACUAGUACUUACCAUCAUAGUAACUGGCAAUGUAGCUCCAAAAAGGUCCACCAUAAUUAACAGACAAGAGUAUAUUUGAAAAGACUUACAAGCAGAAAAAUUCUAUACUGAGAUUUCUUGGUGACUACUCAAAGAUUUGAGCCUUAUACAUUAUAAAUUUACACAAGUGGAAACAACUUCUCAAGAUUGUUGAAAGCUAAAGGCAGUAUAUUAUGGACAGAAAGGCUACAGAAUGAAUGUCAUAAAGGCUUUUAGUCAAAGAUGAUUUAAAAAAUACUGGUGAAGGAUUAAAACUAUUUCUGAUAAUGAUA